Molecule: messenger RNA, 2188 nt
Organism: Gordionus sp. m RMFG-2023
Lineage: Eukaryota; Metazoa; Nematomorpha; Gordioida; Chordodea; Parachordodidae
Product: leishmanolysin-like peptidase
Exons: 17
Coding region: 70-2082 (670 amino acids)
Biological process (GO): cell adhesion; proteolysis
Cellular component (GO): cytoplasm; membrane
Molecular function (GO): metalloendopeptidase activity
Source: RefSeq, a predicted model, not a curated record
UUUAAAUUUUUGAACGUUCAAAUGUAGUUUUAUAAAUAGGGAAAUGUGCUAUCAUUACGUUUCACAUUAAUGUCAAUUUUAUUUAUUAUCAUGAUUCUUCAAAUAGUGGCCCUCAAUAAUGCUCAAAAUAUACAAUGUUCUUACAAACCUCCAAACAAAGAUGAAGUAAUGUACAAAGUCAGUAACCCCAAUCCUAACCAACAUAAAAGGAGUCUCAAAGCCAACAACAUACGUAUAAAAAUACAUUACGACUCAACCGUAUCCAACCUCCCCGAGGAGAAAUCAAAUAUUGUGAAGGCGGUUUUUCCUCUGGCCGUCGAUUAUUGGCAAAAGACUCUGAUGGUCAGAAAUUCAGUACCCGUUCUUAGACUCUCCCCAACCUGUCGUGCUAAAGAAAUCGUUACUAAAAAUGGCGUAAGAUGUUGUUUGUUUGGUUGUCUUAAGCGUUCCAGGUGCGGCGAAGUUUAUAUACCUAAAGAUCAUUUGCAACGCUGUAAACAAACGUUACUGUUCUCGAACAACCAUUGUAUCCCCUCGGGCCCUAACCAAGGCAAAGGCCUUUCUAAUACCGAUUUCGUUUUAUACGUUUCCUCCGGGCAAACCGAUAGAUGUAGGGAUGGGAAUACGUUUGCCUAUGCCGCUCAUUGCCAGCUGGAAGACUCAAUGGAUCGGCCAAUCGCCGGUUACAUUAACCUCUGUCCCGAUCUCUUAGGAUCCGGUACGCCCAGUCACGUCAUAUCCGUAUUCUUGCCAACCAUAAAACACGAAUUUUUACACGCUUUGGGCUUCAGCGUAAGUCUUUACGCGUUUUAUAGGGACCAAGAUGGAAGACCUUUGUCACCUCGAUUGGCCAACGGUGACCCCGUCUAUGACAACAAGAUGAAUCUAUAUAAAUGGAGCGAUAAGAUUAUUCGACCUGUCAUCAGAAAUGAUUGGCAGGUAGCUAGUGGUAAUAUAUCUCGUGUGUUUAACAUGAUGAUCACGCCUAAUGUUUUGAGAGAAGCUCGUUCUCAUUUCAAUUGUUCUACUCUUAAAGGUGUGGAAUUAGAAAAUCAAGGUAAUUACGGCACAGCUAUGACACACUGGGAAAAACGAAUACUCGAAAAUGAAGCUAUGACCGGUACUCACACGCAAGAUACAGUAUUUUCACGAAUUACUUUAGCUUUGAUGGAAGAUACGGGCUGGUAUCUAGUGAAUUACAGUAUGGCGGAAGAUUUGGCAUGGGGGAAAAAUUUGGGAUGCGAUUUUAUCGAAAAAAGUUGUUUUUCUUGGAUUCAACAUCGUUUAUUGAGCCAAUCCGAUCCCAGUCCUUAUUGCGUCCGAAUCAAAUCCCAUCCUUUAAUAACAGAAUGCAGUGCUGAUAGAAAAUCCAUGGCCGUUUGCAACCUAGUCAUAUACGAUAAUCCUCUCUCAUUAGAAUAUCAAAAUUUUAUAAACAUCCCCGGUCUUGAACAUAACGGAGAUUCCAACGCUUUAGCACAUUACGGGGGUUCGGUUUUAUUAGCCGAUUACUGCCCUUUCAUUCAAGAAUUUAUCUUUAAAGUCGAUAAACAAUCUAAGGCAUUCGAAUGCCAACACGACGAAAAUAUGCCUCCUAAAAAGGAAAAUUUUGCCUUAGAGUAUUACGGGCAAGAUUCUACCUGUGUAUUCCACAGUCGCAGAUGGUUAAAAUCUGAUUGCAAUAAAAUUAUAUCUUGGUAUCAUUAUGGAAGUGGAUGUUAUAAAAUUUUCUGCAACUCAACAGCCUUGUACAUCCAAGUACUCAAUUAUACGUUCGAAUGCAUUUAUCAGGGUCAAAACAUAUCCUUCACAAUAUAUUCAGAUGGUUAUAACCAUAGGGGUGGUUUGAUAUGUCCACCUUGUUUCGCUACGACCUUAUGCAAUAAUAAUUAUCAAUAUUGUUUGACAACAACCCCCGACGACGCACAGUUCAAAUUAAAUAGAGUAAAGCACAAUUUACCGCAUCACUCUGUGGUCACUUGCCGCUCUGAGCCGACGCCUAUUUAUUUACUAAGUCAAAAAAACGAAAUCAUAGUCAUAUUUAUUAUUACAAGAAUGUUUUAUCAAUUUUGGGGAAGUUAACGCGGCAAUAUUUAUUUCGCGUAUUCGCUAAAAUUUACCUCAUAAUUUAUUUUCGAGUCAGCUUUUGUAAAUUUAUUUUUAUAUGGAUUCUAUUUUUAUUUAAAAA